AUGGAUGUCAAAGAAGAAACAUGGUUCAAAGCCGCCGCCAUGACCCACCCCGAAGAAAAAUCCGCCGUGCUCCACUUCUACGUCCAGGAUUUUCGAGCGGGUAGUGGCCCGGGCGACACCGUGUACGUGGUGGCAGAAUCCUCAAUCUCCGCCACCUCCCCCACCAACUUUGGGGAAAUGCACGUUACAGACGACCUGAUAACGACCCAACCAGAAGUCAACUCUGAGGUGAUUGGAAAAGCCCAAGGCACCACUAUCUCCGCCGAUUUCCUCGUCUCCGGCGAGCAAAUGUACCUCAAUUUUUACUUCACGGCAGGGGAGUAUGCCGGCAGCUCGCUCACGAUGCUCGGUCGGAACGAGAUCAUGAACGAGGAGCGGGAGAUGCCGAUCGUUGGGGGAACUGGAUUUUUCCGGCUGGCGCGUGGGUACGCGCUGUGA
This is a messenger RNA of Salvia splendens (bonfire salvia), 438 nucleotides long. RefSeq names its product dirigent protein 21. Bases 1 to 438 code for a protein of 145 amino acids. The record is from RefSeq and is a predicted model, not a curated record. Lineage: Eukaryota; Viridiplantae; Streptophyta; Magnoliopsida; Lamiales; Lamiaceae. The transcript has a single exon.